This is a messenger RNA of Halteromyces radiatus, 1629 nucleotides long. RefSeq lists its product as uncharacterized. NCBI's taxonomy places the organism in Eukaryota, Fungi, Mucoromycota, Mucoromycetes, Mucorales, Cunninghamellaceae. The record is from RefSeq and is a predicted model, not a curated record. The transcript has a single exon. Bases 64 to 1170 code for a protein of 368 amino acids.
UUUUUUUUUUUUCUGGUUCAAUAUUUUUUUUUUAUUUCGUUCUCUUUCUUUUAUAUUGACGAUAUGAAAAUAAAAGAAACAAAACACUCUCGAAAAGAACAUGUUACCUCCAAUGACUCGUCUACAAUAACUUACAUUGCGGAACAACAUCAUUGUCCUCAACAAUGCAGUCAUCACCGCUCUUGGUACGACACAAACUAUUCUUGGACAGAGGAAGACGAGAACGAAGUAUUACAGUCUUGGGCAAACCGUACUUUUAUUGCCACUUGUUACAAACUCACUAUUCAAAACGAUCUUCAUACACGACAUCAUCAACCUGGACCUUUGUACUCGUUUUUAGAGAACUUGCAACUUCAUUCCAUGUAUAACAAAUCACAAAAAGUUUUAUUGGGAAUACCAGAUAGGCGUCCUUGUGUAAUAUUAGCUGGUGAUGAUUUUAUGUUUACACCUCCUCCAAACACGGAAACAACCAUUGCUACUGGUACUACUGAUCCUGUUGACUCGACUACAGCUAAGACACUGGCCGAUUCGCCAUCACUUCAUCAACUAGAACCGGAUGAUUUGGAAGAAGACGAGCAAGAUGAAGAAUCGGGCGAUCAUCAUUAUAUUCAAACGUACAAGAAUAGGAUAGAUGAUACAAAAUAUACAUUGGAUGAAGACCUAUGGAUGCGAUAUGAACCUACUUUUCUGCUACGCGUUGUCAAUGAUGCGACAACGAAUGAUUUGGGCAAUACCGACGAUGAUGACAGCGGCGAAGAUGAUAACGAUGAACACGAAGAAACAAUUAUGGCGUGUGAUGAAGAUCAACAAAAGGAUGACCACUUUUUCCUCUCUUAUGAUGAUGCCUCGGAGAAAUCAAUAUCCUCAACAUCAGCAACUGUGCAAUGUUGCCAAGCUGUGGAACAUACGACUUUUCAACGCCGACCUUCGUCGAUAAUGAUGGAAAUAAAUGAUGACCAACAAACCUGUAUUGAUUCAACACCUUGUCAGGAAUACAGUAAGAAUAAUCAAGUAUCAACGGCAACACAAACUAUUGACAGUUCUGCGACAAGUUUAAAAAAUAAAACCAGCGACAAACAGACACUUUCGUGGCGGCAAUGGGUACACCAGUAUAUGGUUUUUAUCACAGCGAUUUGUGGAAGCAGCUUAUUUAGUAGCGGAGGUGGCUGAAUCUAUGGUAACGAAAAUGGAUUACAACAACAAAGCAAGUCAUCAGCAAUACUCUAUUAAGAAGAAGGAUAAUCAUCAUUAUACAACUGUUACUAUCAAUUUUGGGCGAUGUAUUAUUUAUAUUUCUCGAGUAUGGCGCGUCUUCUUCUUGGGUGUGGAAAUUGUAUUGAAUCAACUCUUGUCUUUAGAUACCCCUUCUUUAGUUUCUCCUUUACCCUUAUCGUUUUACCUCAAUUGAAAUUUUUUUUUUUUUAAAUAUCCAACCACUUACUCCAUUGUGCAUUACUGUUUUUGUUAUAUUAUUUGAAAUAAAGUAUCAGAAAAAUCUUUCUUUUUUUAUUUAUUCAUUUAUCCUUCGGAACGAUAUAUAUAUAUGCAACAGUGGGGUGAUGAUCUGGGUUAGUUCAAUUUAGUUUUCUCAGGGACAUGCCAUUUCUAUGACUCAAAAAAAAAUCAUGC